Messenger RNA from Contarinia nasturtii (swede midge), 1509 nucleotides. RefSeq names its product homeobox protein Hmx-like. The transcript has 4 exons. The coding region runs from base 226 to 1272 and encodes 348 amino acids. Gene Ontology annotation, molecular function: RNA polymerase II transcription regulatory region sequence-specific DNA binding; DNA-binding transcription factor activity, RNA polymerase II-specific. Gene Ontology annotation, biological process: regulation of transcription by RNA polymerase II. The record is from RefSeq and is a predicted model, not a curated record. Lineage: Eukaryota; Metazoa; Arthropoda; Insecta; Diptera; Cecidomyiidae. Gene Ontology annotation, cellular component: nucleus.
UUGACGCACAUUUUUCGAGUGCCUCAAAAAUAUUGAUCAUUUUUUGGUUUCGCUUCGAUUUUUUAAAGUGAAUUUUUUCUUGAAGUGAUUUCGUGAUUUGUUCAAGUGAUUUUUUCGCAGAUCUUUAAUUGAAAUCAAAUAAACCAAAAUUUGAUUUAAGUCGAAAUUUGUGUGCUUUGAAAUAUAUAUUUUUGAAAUAAACAUUUUUUUAAAAAUAAAAACAAAAUGUCGAUUCACGAGCAUGAUGAGGAUAUUGAUGUGGUUUCAAGUCCAGAACCAUCACCAACGCAUUCGAUUGAUACGCGAGAACGUUUAACAUCAACACCGAUUCAAAAUCGAUCGCCUGCUCUUGAUCGAAGUGUAAAUGAACGAGCAAGCGUUAGCCCAGCCAAAACGGAAUCCACCACCGCAUCCGAUCAAGGAAAAACGAAUACGGGUUUUACAAGCUUCUCAAUCAACAGCAUUUUAAAUCGGUCCGAAAACAAAAAAGAUGACACGAUCAGCACACCAAACGCCAAUUUAACCGAUUCUACCUCACUGCAAGAUGCCGCUAUGAUUUCACGUUUGGGUUUCAUAUCACAAUGGGGAGCGUUAGCCGCUUUGUAUCCAUCACAAUGGUCGUCUUGGUCAAAUCAACAGCACCAACACCAACAACAAUAUCCACGAAUGCCAUUCCACAGUCCAAACGAGCUUAGAACGCCUGAUAAGCAUUCAUCGUCCAUAAAUAGUUCACCGCGAACAACCACCACUACCUCAUCAACAAAUCAACAAUUAAAUUCGUCGCACGAAUCAGACGACGAAGUCAACGAAUCAAUUGACGAUGACGACGAUGAUGAAACAAUGGAACGAUCCACCGAUGGCAACAAUCAAAUGAUGCAUUGCAAACGAAAUAAAAAGACAAGAACCGUUUUCUCACGUGCACAAGUUUUUCAACUCGAAUCAACGUUUGAUAUGAAAAAAUAUUUAAGUUCAUCAGAGCGUGCAGGAUUGGCAGCUUCAUUGCGACUAACCGAAACACAAGUGAAAAUUUGGUUCCAAAAUCGACGAAACAAAUGGAAAAAGAUCAUUGCAGCCGAUUUGGAAGCAGCAAAUAUGGCGAAUAUGGCACAUGCAGCACAACGUUUCGUUCGUGUACCUGUUUUAUAUCACGAAGGAAAUCCAAAUUCCGGUUUCAUGCCAUCCAUUCCACAAUCACAACCGCAUCCAAUGCCAUUCUAUUAUCCACGUUCAACAACAAGUCCACAACGGUCAUCGCUUCCCUCAUUGGUUUAAAAUGAGCUUGAAAAAACAACAUUCCAAAUUCCAUAUAGUACAAGAUGAACAGAAGAGCAAUGAUUUUAUUAAGUGUAAAAAAAGAACCCAUGUCAACAAAUAAAAUACAUAAAAUGUAAAUAAUUUAGAAGAUAGAUCGAACAAAAUGGAUUGAGUUCAAGUGAAAUUCAGCACCAAAAAGUAUAAUGAAAAACGAAAGAAUCAAAAUUGUGUAGUAAUUUUUUGUUUGUUUAAGUA